Eurypyga helias (sunbittern) is the source of this 1103-nucleotide messenger RNA. RefSeq names its product guanine nucleotide binding protein (G protein), beta polypeptide 1-like (gene GNB1L). Lineage: Eukaryota; Metazoa; Chordata; Aves; Eurypygiformes; Eurypygidae. The coding region runs from base 1 to 987 and encodes 328 amino acids. The record is from RefSeq and is a predicted model, not a curated record. The transcript is spliced from 6 exons. Gene Ontology annotation, molecular function: protein binding.
AUGGCUCUGCCACCUCCAGAUCCAGAGUUCAUUCUCAGAGGCACCGGUGCUGCAGUCCACACUCUGCAUUUUUCCUGUGGCAGCCCAGACCCUGAUGUCCCCACUCUUUUCUCUGGGUCUGAGAAUGGGCUCGUCCACGCCUGGAACCUGAGAACGCGCAGAGUGGACACAGCGCUGGAUGGCCACGGAAGAAAACCUGUCUACAGCGUGGAGACAAUGGGGGGUAAAGACAGGCUCCUCAGUCAGGGUCGUGACCAGAGGAUCUGCCUGUGGGAUUUAGCAGAGGGACGGACUUCGGUGGUGGAUUCUGUCUUCACGGAGAACGUGGGAUUCUGCAGAUGCUCUCUGUUACAGGUGGCACAGGGACGCUGGCUGAUGGCCAUGGCAGCCAAAGCUCUGGAGGAGGUUCAGGUUCUGGAGCUGCCAUCCAAGACGUCAGUCUGUACCCUGCAGCCAGAGGUGGGUGCCAAGCUGGGCAUGCCCAUGUGUCUGAAGCUGUGGCAGCUCAACGGUGGUUCACAACCUUUGCUUCUGGCUGGCUAUGAAGACGGAUCGGUGAUCCUUUGGAGUUUGUCAAUGGGAAGAGUGUUGAGCCAACUUGUUUGCCACCAGGAGCCAGUGAUGAGCCUUGACUUUGACUCCGAGAAGGCCAAGGGGAUCUCGGGCUCAUCUGAAAAGGUGCUUAGCAUCUGGAGCCUCAAUGAGCAACAGAACCUCCAGGUUUACAAAACACACAGACUUGUCAACGCUGGCAUAUCUGAUAUCACCAUCCGUCCAGACAAGAAGAUUUUCGCAACAGCAGGGUGGGAUCAUCGCAUCCGGAUCUUUGGCUGGAAAAAACUGAAGCCUUUAGCAGUGCUGGACUACCACACAGCAACGGUCCACUGCGUGUCCUUCUCCGAUCACAGACACCCCCCUGAGAGACUGCUGGCAGCUGGCGCGAAAGAUCACCGCAUCAGUAUCUGGUCAAUGUACACCCAGACGUGACAUGUCCCACACUGUCACAGGCAAAAGGAAAGCGGGAGGGGUGAAGCAAUUCUUUAUACUGUAAUUCAAACCUGGAUGUGGGGAUGUAGUAGAAAACCUUUCCAGGCUGAAGUGAG